UGUUUGCAUUUGUUCUCUUUUUCGAACACUGAAAUGAUAUGAAAUAUCCCAAACCAAUUCAGUUGAACGAACAAUCCCUUUUUUCACAACUUCGCGCUGAAAAAUUGAUUCCAUAAAAAUCUACAUUGAAGUUAAAACGAGUCUUAUUACAAACAAUAGGUUCCAGACAAUCCAGACCAACUUUUGAUUCGCAACAGAAAAUCGUAAAUGGUGGGAACUUAAAACUACUUUAUUUCCUCACGAUGUCAGUAUUGCGCAUGAUUCGGCUGAUGUUGGUUCGAAGACGCAAUUUGUGCACUUGGCUAAUAGCAGCUGCAGUAAUCUACACAACAUGCCAACUUCUUCAAAAACCAAAAGACAGACACUCCAAUGACAUCUCUGUUCACCUCCGCGGGAACCAGAAGCGUAAUAGAAAUCAUGCGAGAGGGGACUACAAAAGCGUAGAUGAAAGAAGUAGGACUUUGGACUAUAAAGGUGUGAACAUCUUGGUUACGGAGGGGGAGUCUUCAGUAUUUCCUCGUCAGUGGGAAGUGGGGAUGAGAGACCCGUUUUAUAAUUUAACAAUGGCUGGAACCGACAACAGUCCAGGCCAAAAUGGGGCUGGCGUAAUGCACCUUGGGGCUGUUGAGAAAGAAGAGGCGGAGAGGAGAUUCAAAGAGCACAACUUCGACAUAGUGGCCAGUGACAAGAUCCCACUGGACAGACGGGUGAGGGAUUUCAGACACCAGGAUUGCAGCAACAUCACUUACGACAAAGAUUUGCCCUCUACUUCGAUAAUAGUGAUCUUCUUCAAUGAAGCACCUUCUGUUCUCUUGCGAACUGUCACCAGUCUUCUCAUCAGGACGCCACUCAAGUACCUAAACGAAAUCAUUUUGGUGGACGACCACAGCGAUCAUACUUACAUCAAGGACACCCUUCCUUCCGCGGUCAAGUUCCUAUUCCCUUCCAUGGUCAAACUAACUCGGAACAGUCGACGCCUCGGGCUCAUCAAAGCAAGAAUGGCUGGCAGCGACAAGGCCACAGGGGAUGUCUUGGUCUUCUUCGAUUCCCACGUCGAGGUGGGUCCGGGAUGGCUGGAACCUCUUCUACACCGUAUCAAGCAGGACUAUAGGGUGAUUGCGGCUCCAGCUCAUGAUACUAUCGUGGACAAAGGCUUCGAGUUCUCAGGUAAUCCAACCACUGAUAGCCAAGGGACUUUUGGAUGGGACUUACUGCAACGCUGGCGAGCCCUACCCGAUCGUGAACGGAAACUAUUAAAAACAAAAGCAGAUCCUGUCAGGAUGCCAACGAUAUCAGGUUGUCUUUUCUCUAUCUCCAGACGAUGGUGGGAAGAGUUGGGUAGAUUCGAUCCCGGGUACGAAGUUUGGGGCGCUGAAAAUCUAGAACUUUCGUUCAAAACGUGGAUGUGCGGUGGACGUCUCGAAAUUAUACCUUGCUCACAUGUUUGUCAUCUAUUCCGUAGGGGUUCCCCGCAUAAAUCGCACAUUGACAACUAUUUAUCGAUAAACCAGAAACGCUUGGCCGAUGUUUGGUUAGACGAAUACAAAGAGAUUGUUUACUUGCGACAUCCUGAGCUAGUUAGUCUUGAUGCUGGAGAUAUUUCGGAGAGAAUUGAGUUGCGUAAGAGACUCCAAUGCCAUCCGUUUAAAUGGUAUUUAGAAAAUUUACUUCCUGAUUUGUAUGUGCCAUCUGUUAAACUUCAAGCAGGUGGUGGCUUAAGGACACUUAGUGGUCUGUGCGUCGAUACCAUGCAAAAGGACUCCGGCAUUGCUCAGUUGUACCCGAUAUGUCAUUUUAAGAGUACCCAAAACUUCCAUCUGACAGACGCAAACGAGAUUCGAGGCACUGUUGAGGUCUGUUUGGAAUCCGAUCAAAAACACAACCGAGUUCUGCUGUCUCAAUGCAGCGGAAAAGAAAGUCAAACUUGGAGUCACCCAGGACCAAAUUCGACCAUUCAAGCCAGAUCCAUUCGGUCAUCUAGCAUGUGCAUAACAAUCAAUGGAGACAACCUCGAGCUAGCGGACUGCAACCCAGACGAUGUCAAACAACGAUUCUACUUUCAGUAUUAUAUGAAUCAGGGGCUGAUCUAGGAUUUUCUCGAGAUGAAUUAAUACAGCCAAAAAAUGUAGUCAUGCUUUGGUCGUAGUGUAAUAUGAUGACUAAACGAGUUCUAAAAUAACAAUAACAUAAAAAAGGUUACUUAAUGAUGCCAUGUGGAAGUUUUAUAUAUUAUUUGUACAGACUGGUGUCUAAUUUACCUUGCUGUUAUUUAAGA
Molecule: messenger RNA, 2275 nt
Organism: Symsagittifera roscoffensis
Lineage: Eukaryota; Metazoa; Xenacoelomorpha; Acoela; Convolutidae
Product: inactive polypeptide N-acetylgalactosaminyltransferase-like protein 5
Exons: 5
Coding region: 243-2090 (615 amino acids)
Biological process (GO): protein O-linked glycosylation
Cellular component (GO): Golgi apparatus
Molecular function (GO): polypeptide N-acetylgalactosaminyltransferase activity
Source: RefSeq, a predicted model, not a curated record